AGCAUCCAAGUCGCAAACGGAAACAGCCCUCCUCCGCCAUAUUGGUCUCAAAGUCGAAAUUACGCACUGACAACGCUGUGUGAUUUGAGAAAACAAGACAGCCAUGGGACGUAAGAAGAAGAAGCAGAUGAAGCCAUGGUGCUGGUAUUGCAACAGAGAAUUUGAUGAUGAGAAGAUCUUGAUUCAGCACCAAAAGGCAAAACAUUUCAAAUGUCACAUUUGCUAUAAAAAACUGUACACAGGACCUGGAUUAGCAAUUCAUUGCAUGCAGGUUCACAAGGAAAAGAUUGACAAAGUUCCCAACAGUUUACCAGGUCGAUGUAAUACAGAGAUUGAGAUCUAUGGAAUGGAAGGAAUACCAGAAGAAGAUGUCAAAGCUCAUGAAAAGAAUAAAAGCAAGAAAGCCGCAGACAUUGCCAACGAGGGUGACUCUGACGACAACAGUAACCCCCCUCCAUCGGCGGCUGCUCCCAUGAUGAACGGCAUGCCAGGAGCCACCGCCCAGCCAGGGAUGCCGUUUGCUCCUCCGGGCAUGAGGCCCAUGGUGCCCGGUGGUCCCAUGAUGGGUCCCAUGGGGGCGGGGGUACCCAAUCCCAUGAUGCCCCAGGGAGGAAUGGGGACUGUGCCCGGCCCUAUGAUGGGGGGAAUGGGUCCGAUGGGCCCAAUGGGAAUGGCGGGCAACAUGGGACCGGUGAAUCAACAGAUGCGGCCGGGCAUGGGCAAUAUGGGUCCCAUGAACCCCAUGAACAUGUCCAGACCUCAGGGUCCUGGGGCCAGCAGGCCGCUCUUCCCUGCAGCAGCACAGUCUAGCACUGCCACCUCCACGGCCGCGGGUGGCGGGCGACCCACAUUCCCCGCGGCGGCCUCGGUGGUGUCCUCCAAUAGUGGCGCCGGUGGUGGGGGUUCGGCCACCAUCACGGGCGCCCCGACCAUCAAGAAGCCCGAGUCUACCUCAGGUUUGACAUCUAAGUUAGUGCACCCUGAUGAGGACAUUUCGCUGGAAGAACUGCGGGCUAACUUGCCCAAGUACCAGCGCAACCUGAUGGAGUCCAUGAUUGCCAGCUCAGGGAUGGUGAACACUUCCAUGGCACAAGGACCCCCUAUGCAGGCCGGGGGCCCCCCUAUGCAGGCUGGGGGUCCCCACAUGCAGUCAGGGGGCCCUCCCAUGCAGACGGGUGGCCCAAUGAACAUGGGUGGCAUGGGCAUGAAUAUGAAUAUGGGUAUGGGCAUGGGAGGUCCCGGUCCCAACAUGAUGCCAGGAGGCAUGAUGGGAGGUCCCCCUCGGCCCGGCAUGAUGCCCGGCGGUCCCAUGAUGGGCAACAACAUGAUGCGAGGCCCACCGGGCAACAUGGGAGGAAUGGGCAUGCCUGGGCACGGGCCUCGAGGGCCGCCCAUGGGGGGUGGGAUGGGCAUGGGGAUGGGCAUGAGGCCCAUGAAUGGGAUGCCGUUCCAGGGGAACAUGAACAUGAGAGGGCCCGGGCCGGGACCGCGGCCCUUCAACUAAACUACUUGUUGAUGGUGGUACGAGGCAUCUAGGCCACAAAGAAAGGAGAAAUGAAAAGGCAUUGCUGUGAAGUAAGAUGAGGCAGAAUUGUGUCAUCUGCCAAAUGAAGGAAAAUUGAUUUGAGCUGGGAAAGAAAUUGAAGUUUAUGAAGUCGACCGCUUUUUCUGAAAAGAAAUUUGUAAUCUUGAUCCUAGACUGCUCUGUAGGGCAGGGGCAGCCAAGUACUUUUUUUACCACAACAAUUAGACUAUGUGUUGAUGUAUAAUGUAUAUAUAUAUAUGUUGUUGUUAUCAUCAUGAAUUGGCAUACCUCCCCACCACCUCCUUCUCUCUUCUCAUUUUUGUAUCUCAUGAUUUUAAUGAUACUUUGUCACCUUUUAAAUCUGAUGUUGGCAGCUUCAUUGAACAGAGUUGGUACCAUUGUUGAUAGAAACGUGUAAAUGUCCUGUUGGAGAGACCUUUGACCCAUCUCUUGUAGUGGAACGCACUUUUGUUGAAUGUUUCAAAGCUCAAAAGAAUUGUUUUUGUUUUUUUUCUCUUUUUGUUUGUUUAUUUUAAAUCUCUCUUGCUUACAUGUAUAAAAAGAAAGAAUGAGUGAAGAUGGAUUGUAUGCUUCUGUACAUAUGGAUGGUCUCUUCAGUUGCCAAGUAAGUGCUGGGAUUUCUUCAUUUUGUCCAUUUUUUAAAAAUUAGGGAGGCUUGUUUUAUUUUUUAAGUUUUUUUUUUUCAAAGGCAACUCUGAUGGACGCAAUAGAAAGUUUUAACAUGUGGAUUUUCUAAUGUUUGGGAGAUUGUACAUAUCUAUUUUGCUCUGAGGCGGGAUGGACGGUAAGCUGCAUGAGAGAGAGAGAGAGAGAGAGAGAGAGAGAGAGAGAGAGAGAGAGAGAGAGAGAGAGAGAGAGAGAGAGAGAGAGAGAGAGAGAUUUGUGUGUAUGUGUGUGUGUCAAGCCUUGGUUUAGAUCAUGUGUAUUCCUUGUUUAUUGACACGAGAGACUGAAGUGUGUGUGUGUGAGUGUGUCAGGCCAAAGGUUAGUCGUAUGUACCUGGUUUGCUGUGGUUGAGGGUUUUGUUGCCGGGUGCUCUCAAUGGACGUUGUUUCAAAGGUUGGUGCUCUCUCUCGCUCUCUCUCUCCCCUCUUGAUGUUCUCACAUUGUGGUUUAUUCCCGUCGCUGCCGUGUCCCAAAUGUCCCACGCUUUGAUUGGCCUCAUCACAGCUAGCUGCUGGCUGUUGGGCAGCGCUGUUGCCCCCAACGCAAUUGUUGGCGAUGAGAGCCGUUGACGUGUCGUGUGGGGUUACGGUGUGCAUAAUGUGUGUGUGUUGUUGGCUUGGUUUUGUGGACUUGUUUUUGAUCUCAAGUGAGGGGAAGAAGUUGUCACAGCCGCUGUGCUGUUGGGCCUCUGGGCUCCCACCCGGCACCGUGAACAUUGGACUUUUUUAAAACACGUUAUUACGGAUAGGUUGACCGUUUUCUACCGGAACGAACAGUCUUUUAGGGUAAGCACUGUGGGUUUUGUGAAAAACUGGAAAUGUUAACCGUAAUGAUAUAGUGCAGCUACCCAUGAAAAUAAAAAAGAUAUGAGUGGCCAGGAUGAUGGGGAAUAUGGGGGGAGUGUAGCCUAGUCUGCGGCGAUGAUGCGUUUAGAUACCCGUAAUUAGCUUUGGAUACAUGAUUGGGUGUUGAGUGUGCCUCGGCUGUCCAGGAUACAAGGUUAGACAUGUCUCACAAUUUCAUCUUUCACCGUACCAUCGCUAUUUUCACUCCUGGUGAUGACCCAUUGCACUGGUUUUCCUGUUAUGCACUAUCAUUGUUGUAGCCUCUUUUGGACUUGAUUGAUACUUUUUUGACUUUUUCAAAUGAAAUAGAAGACAUUUGUGUAUUUGAAAAAAAAUCAGUUUUGCUCGUAAGCUGCAUUGGGCCCUCAUAUAAAUUUGAUAAUUCAAAUAAUAAUUUUGUUCCUUGUUUAGUUUACUUUCUUUUUGAGAUAUUAAAAAUAGUGAUUCUUUUUUAUCAGAUUCGUGUUUUUCAGUUUUCAGGCGUAAGAAAUCGGUGCCAUUGAGACAAUGUACAAUGCGUGGUAGGGACCACAUCCUUUGAAUUCAGUUACACUGCCAAGUAAGUUCCCCGAUGAGAGAAGCAUAGGUGUUAUGCUAAUGUCGUUAACAUGUUUGUAAGUUAUAGAUGGAUGUAGUCGUGGAUUUGGGAGAUUUUGUAUUGGAAACUGCUGGAGGUAAGUGGGGGAAAAAGUAAAAGGUGAGUCGAAUGGAUAAUGAUUAAUUAUCAGAGUUUUUCAUGAUUCUUUGCUUAUGGUGAGGUCAAGUGAAAGUUCACGGUGCUGUGGUUGGUGACAUCUUUUCCUUUGAGUUUGAAUUGUGAGCACACAUGGUUGGCAUCACGUCAUGUACCGUAGUAGUCGUUGGAGGAAGUUGUCUCCUUUCCCCGUGUCACAGCGAGAGUUUUGUUGUCUCGCUGUUGGGCACAUGUCGGCCCCCACCGGUGGUGGUGACACGGGUGCUAGAUGGUCUGUGCCGACUCGGUGCUGGGUGGUGUGUGUGCUGACUCAGUGCUGGGUGGUACGUACAGGUCUUGUAUUCUGACUCCUGACAUUGACAGACAGUAGUGGUGAAGGCGUUGAGCAUUAGGCCCUGACAUUUUAUGCUGAGAGAGAGAUGAUAUAUUGUGUGCUGUGACCCAAUAGGUCUACAGCUUUGUUUAAUUUGAUUUUUUCUUUUUGGUCGGAAGCGAGUGUCACAGCAAAUCUUUUCUCUGCUGUUGGGUGAUCUAUCACACGCUACAAACACAGCGCUGCUGUUGUUGUUUCUUUGACUGGUGCACACAUCUCUUGGAUGGUGGCCCUCCCCCUUGCUGGUGUUCUCCGGGAAUGUAGAACUAGAACUAACUGCGGAAAAGACGGGGUGUGUACCAGGGCAUGCUCAUAUGUUUGUACUGUGUGGUUCUGGCACCCCCACAUUGGAUGGCGACACUCGUUACCUCAGAUAUACAGAGAUAAUAAACGUGUAGAUAGAUAGGUCUAUAGAUUUACCAUGGCCCGCCCCCCAGACAAACCUCAUAUAAUAUAUGUAACAGUAACACUUGAAUGUUGGUUUCUGGACAGCUAGCUACCAUUCCUAUAACGUGGAUGUGAUACUAAUGCAGUCUUUAGAGUAGUAGGCGUGCGUGUAUGUGUUUUGUGGUUGAGGUGGCUGCAUACUACUGUGGUACUAAAUCCAUGGUCUUUUGUUUUCUCUCUCUCUUUCCUCUGAUGUGUCUGCGAGGCCCCGCGGCAUGGUUUGCUAUAAAAGGGGACCGUGUGGCUUGACAAGUCCCUCUAGAUCUGUGUGUGGUGAGUACCACUGGCGGUAGGUGGUCUCUACUUUCUUUUUGGAUACUCUUAACUAAACACACGCCAUUUGAUUAUCAAAUCUACAUUUUUUUCAAUAUUUUUCCCUCCCACACCACAUUCUUUUUUUUUUCUUCAUGCGUUCUUCUCAUGUUUCAGAGUUUUCAUAUUGUAGAGAUGGUGUUAUUUUUCAGCGUAUUGCUACAUUUUUUGCUCUCUCCCAUUUUCGUUUUUCAUUCUUGUGUUUUAAUGAAAUAGAUUGUUAAUAUCUUGCUGCCCCGGAGCCUAUUUCAUGGAGCGUAUGUAGUGAAUGUGAAGGGAAGGGAAGGGAGAUUUACGGAGUCUUGUGAAAGGGUUGGAACAGUUUUGAGACCCAUGAAUAAGGCACUGUAACUUACAAUUUGUAUGUUGUGUAUUUGGCCUGAUGAAGUGGAGUGACUGCAAUAAAAAUAUGAAAAACUA
Molecule: messenger RNA, 5303 nt
Organism: Aplysia californica (California sea hare)
Lineage: Eukaryota; Metazoa; Mollusca; Gastropoda; Aplysiida; Aplysiidae
Product: BUB3-interacting and GLEBS motif-containing protein ZNF207
Exons: 9
Coding region: 104-1504 (466 amino acids)
Cellular component (GO): nucleus
Source: RefSeq, a predicted model, not a curated record